Messenger RNA from Xenopus laevis (African clawed frog), 2693 nucleotides. Its product is annotated as adhesion G protein-coupled receptor E1. The record is from RefSeq and is a predicted model, not a curated record. NCBI's taxonomy places the organism in Eukaryota, Metazoa, Chordata, Amphibia, Anura, Pipidae. The transcript is spliced from 16 exons. Bases 700 to 2649 code for a protein of 649 amino acids.
GAGUGAAUCUGUCCAGUUUUGCCUCGCCAACAAUUAGUGAAACUGCAAAAAAUUUGCAAAUUUCGCUGUGACAAUGCAACUUUUGUCUCACGCCUAUUUGGGAUUUUUUUGCACAAUACAUUGGAGCCCAUGGGUGUUUUUUUCUUCACAGCAAAACCUCUCGAAAAAUUGUGCUCAUCACUAAUGACAACCAAUCAGAUGUUUGUUUUUAUUGUCCUACCUUUUUCCGGCUGAAAAAUCCUACUGAGCAUCCUCCUAUUUGGGGAAUUGCGAGAGGGAUCCUGAAACUGAAUGUGAUGCAACCAAGAAUAGUGACUGCCACUUGUGCUAUGCAGCUCUGCAUUUGGAAUGGGGUCUUAGGUAGUCUUUGGUGUGGCUCAGGGUUUUUUUAUUGAAAACUUUACUAUAGAAUAUUGACAGAAUUUAGACUAACACGUCAGAGACACAAAUAUAGACAUUUGUGUCUAUAUAUUCUUGGGCUUAGCGUUAAUGUACCCAUUGAAAGUUAUUGUGUAACCAUAGAGAUUAUUUGUGACAGAUGUCUGACUGGUUACCAUGGGUUGUUCAUAAAUUAAUUCCACUCUAUAAAGUUGUUGAUUUGAUUAUACAGGGGAAGGAUCACACUGAUUCCACUAGUGUUUUCCUUGUGACACUGCCCUAAUUUUCUCUCAUUGUGUCUUUGUGUAAUGGACCAACUUAAUGCAGAGACGUAUCAGGAUGAGGACCCAGGUUGGAUGGUUGCUGAUAGCUGUCUGUGCAUUAGAUAUCUUCACUGGAGCUCAAGAUUUAGAUGUCAUCAUUUGUAACAGAGAAUCUGACUGUCCUGCAAAUUCCUACUGUCAUUCUUCCUACAGUCACUGCUACUGUGAUUCAGGAUUUGAAGGUUCAAUAUACAGAAAACAAUAUAUCUAUCAAAAUGAAAGUUGUGCAGCAUUUGAAAGUUUAUGUGAGUCUUUGCAAGAGCCAAACGAAACUCUAAAUUAUUGUAAUGAAAGGGAUCCCAGCUGCUUUCUUCAGAGGUUGACUUUUGACCUUCUGGAAUCUUCUUGUAAAACUACCACAUUAGGCAUGAAGGGCAGUGUAAAUUCCAUCUCUCAAAUCCUCAGUGACCCUUCUUGGUCCAAUUUCAGCUCUUCUGAAGUUAGUUCUGUUGUAAAUGGGCUCCUAGAGACUGUGGAAUCAUCAGUAUUGAAAUCAUUUUCUAAAAAUCCCAGCAAUAUGAACUUCAACACAUCUGUGAUAGAAAUUGCUACCAAGGUGACCCAAGAAAACUGUUCUUUCCUAACCAUAAAUGUGGGACUCAACAGCAUGAAUGUGCCAUGUAAUCUCCUGCCUGAACCUGAAGAUGGAUCUGUCUUUAUUUCAUACAAGGACCUCAACUCCAGAUUAAGUGGGAAUUUCCUCAAGCGACCAGAGGAUCCUGGAGAAACCCACACUGCGGUGGUGAAUUCACAAGUUGUGACUGGAAGUACCACAAGCCAAAAGAGGGAAAACCUAAAACCCCCAGUCACCUUCUAUCUGAAUAAUCUGCAGGCCCCAGACCCCUACCAUAUAUCCAUGUGUGUAUUCUGGGAUCCUGAGCUGAUUGGAUGGUCACAGAGAGGCUGUAGCAUCAUAUUCUCCAAUGUCUCCCACACCGUGUGCUCCUGCGAUCACCUUUCCACCUUUGCUGUCAUCAUGGCUCCCUGCGAUAUAAAGGAAGACCAUGGGCUUCUUCUGGUUUCACAAAUUGGUCUCAGUGUAUCUUUUCUCUGCCUCUUUCUGUCUCUUCUCACUUUCCUCCUGUGCCGUUCCCUGAAAAGCGCUCACACCUCCAUGUUGAUAGCACUGUGCGGAUGCCUCUUUUUGGGCCAGCUGUUAAUUCUGUUUGGCCUACAUCAAACCCAGUUCACAAUGCUCUGCUCUAUCAUUGCUGGUUGUCUCCACUACAUUCUCCUCUGUGCUUUCUGCUGGAUGACUCUGGAGAGUGUUCUCCUCUUCCUCACUGUGAGAAACCUGAAUGCAAUGAACUACUUGACAUCAAGACGCUCUCACUUCCCAACUGCCUGUCUCAUUGGGUUUGGGGUUCCUGCAGUUAUAGUCACCAUCUCAGCAGCAGUUCGUUCUGAUGGAUAUGGUACAGGGAAAAGUUGUUGGCUCAAUCUAAAUCUCAUCUGGAGUUUCCUUGGUCCAGUUUGCGUGUUCAUCACUAUAAACACCACCCUCCUGAUCUUGACAUUCUGGCUUCUACGAGUGAAGCUAGCAUCUCUGAAUGAAAAUGUUUCAAGUCUUAAGAACAUUCAGAUUUUGACCUUCAAGGCCCUGGCUCAGCUCUUCAUACUUGGAUCUACUUGGGUCAUUGGCUUCUUCCAGUUUGGAACUUGGGCCAUUGUGGCAUCAUAUCUGUUCACCAUCUGCAACAGCCUUCAGGGCGCAUUCAUCUUCCUUGUGCACUGCCUGCUCAAUCGCCAGGUAAGGGAGGAAUAUCGCAAAGUUUUCCGUCGGCUACAUAUUAAGAAGCCAGAGUCAGAGACUGUAUCAGGCAGCACUAUUCCUAUGACCUUGAAAUCAGCAACAGCACCCGAGGUACAGAAAUCAGAUAUUGUCCUAGAUCAUCAGUCUGAAGUGAAAAAAAAGAUUUGUAUGUUUGAAUCAAUGAAUUGUGCCUGAUUGGCAGAGAAUUAAAUUGCCUGAACAUUUUCCACAAACUAUAU